GUGGCAGUAGUACUAUGUGUGUGUAGCCGAUUCGCUUGGACCGAGGAAGAGAUGUUUCGUCACCUGCUCAUCCUGGCCAGUCUGGCAGACCUCUGGAAACCGGCGCUGGGUUUCCUGCCGACGAAACUCAACUACUCCGACCCGGACGUCAUCGACCUCUUUUGUCCGAAGGACAUGUCCGGGGAGACGUGGGAUCAUAAGGCCAUUACUCGCGAAGGCAUCAGAAGAGAAAUCCGCCGAUUCUUCCUGGAUCUGCCUCCGCCGACCAACGACACCUUCAGCAUUCCAGAAGACGCCACCCUGUCUCAGAUCUUCAGGUACUACUAUGGGCCUACGGCGUCGCCUGCGAGAUUUAUCAAGGCAGUCAACAGCAUCACCUGGGCCAACGCCAUGACGGAGGCUAGCGGCCAAAUACGUUUCAACGCCGCCCACCACAUGGACGGGGAGAAGAUAUCGGAGGGGCAUACCCUCCUGCAAGGGCGCUACCAGCAGCUGAUUUCUACGAUCGUCGCCGACGACGCCUACCCCUUCGCCAGGGAGCUCUUGGGGACGUCGCUCAAUACUAUACAAGACUUCUACUCGCAAACGACGUGGGUGGAAUUAGGCUACACCGACAUCCUGAAGGAGCUAGGCUUUCCCGGCCAGGACAUACCUGCCGUAGCUGCUCCAGGUGAAUCUACCUGCACUGAGUGCUCUGAUCCUAAGGGAGAGUGCAAAGACAACGUGAUCGCUAGAGCCAAGCUUUCCAGCGGGUAUUACGAAUACAACGUUCCAGGAUCAGCAGCAUUUGUCGUUCCAAAACCCACGGACGCAGGCAAAUGCAGCCACGGUGGUACUAUGGACAACUCCGCCUCGAAGGCUCCGGUCGGUGGCAUCAACAAAGAAACGGCCUCUCCUUGUUUUUCCCCUCAUCACGACCUGCAUAAGACAGCGGUCGAUUUAGCCAUCUCCGCCACCGAAUACUACCUCUCUGUCCUCCGAGAGGCCAUCGGGAACGAUUACUUUCGCCACCUGUUCGACCUGUACCCGGGCUCCGCUCUGUCGAUCAUGAUCGACACGACAGGUUCGAUGACGCAAGAGAUCAAGGCGGUCAAAGCAGAGUCCAAGCUGAUCGUGGAGAGAACGCACCCGGCGUUUUACGUCCUCACUCCAUACAAGGACCCAGAUCUUGGUCCAGUUACCGCCACCUCGGAAGCAGACAUCUUCUUGGCGGACCUGAACAAGCUGGACGCUUACGGUGGCUGCUGCUGUACGGAAGAGAAUUUCUGGGCGGCUCUGGAACUUGCUCUGGCGAACACUCCCGACUAUUCCAGCGUGUUUUGCUUCACAGACGCUGGAGGCAACGACAAGCAACUCAUGGAAGGGAGCAUUGCCUUGGCAACUGCCAAACAUUGCCAGGUGACCGUCAUCUACAGCUUUGACCAGACCAAAAAGGUCUCUCAGGAGCCCUCGAAGGACAUCUCCUGCCCGGAAGACAAGUACAUCCUCAGCGGCGUGGACGAGUACAAGAGACUGGCGGCCGAGACUGGGGGUCUCUUCAUCGAAAUCGACAAGUUCGACAUCGACGAGAUCAUAGGAAUUCUGGAGGACGUCGUCGAGGAAAGCACGGUCGCCAUCCGGAUGAGAGACGAGGUCACGGGGUCACAGAAGAUCAACUUCCCCGUGGACGACUCGGUCAAUUAUUUCCAGGUGGUCAUCGCCGGAGAAAUAAUGUCGUCUACUCUUACGGAUGGAGACCUUACCUUCGACCUCAUGGACAAGGCAUCCCUGGAAGAACGAGAUGGCGUCGAGGUCGUCAGCCAUUCUACUUCCUUGAAGUCUAUCAAGUUCGCCAACAUGACUAUUGGAAUGUGGGACUUGGAGGUUAACGGGGCGGCGGCCGAAUUCAGCGCUUCGAUCAGCGCGUUGUCGAGCCUUGGAUUACUGACCGAGUUCACCGACCUCGAUCUUCGCCCCUCCAGGCCUGGGUAUAAUAAGGUCAUCCGAGGUCGACCUCUCAUAGGCGAAAUCUAUUACGUCGAGAUCACACUCGUGGGCUACGUUGACAGCGCAGUUAAGAAGGUGACGUCCAUGGAAUUAGUUGACGAGCAAGGAAAGCUGCUCUCCCACGUGGAUUACCUCGGCGAAGUGGAUGACCACUUCUUCAUCCGCUCCGAGGAGCUGCCUUCAAAGCCUUUCUACAUCCAGGUGGAUGGCUUCCUCGAAACAGGGACUCCCUUCAGUCGCAUCUGCCCUACGAUGGUGGUGCCCGUGAGGUGCUCCGUGGAACUCCUGCUGGAGAACUCGACCCUAGCUGCUAAGGCGGGCGAGACAGCCGGACGGAGCUACUUCCGGGCGACCAACUACGGACCAGCGGCUGAAUUCAGCUUCUACGCACGCGACCAGCAGUUGUACAUAACGCAGUGGACUCCUAGGAAAUCGACGCUGGGGGACUCUGGCGGCUACGCCGACAUCGCCGUGACUUUCCGAGUACCGUCGAACGCCGUACCGGGCACCGUCAGUACCGUAACGGUGACGGCGUCGUCGGUGGUCGACGUCGACAACGUGAAUUCGGCCAUCACGUAUUUUUCCGUGCUGCCCGAGGAGACAGACUAUGAGUCUCCAAUUUGCACAACGAACGACGAACCGGAUUGCACUGGAUUCGACACGGAGGCAGUGUGUGAGAGCAGGAACUGGACUGUCACGGCUAUCUUGCAAGACACAAAAUCAGGCUUGUCCCGGAUCUCCUCGACGCCCUCGGAGAUUCUGACAGUCGACGAGUUCUCAGAGGGCACAAAGGACCCCGUAACGGCCACUCUUCUGAACACCUGCUGCGUUACGGAGGCCGUAAUCCUGGGCGUCGACGGGCAGGGAAACGUAGGCCGAUGUGAAUGGAACAUAUCCAGUGCAGGAGGUGGCGCUGUUCUCCAUUUCGUGGUGGUGUCAGUGGGCGAGACUUGGGCCUACCUAGAAUGGACAGUCAGUGACGUCAGGGAAGACCUUAGCAAGUACACAAUUAUCGUCAAUGAUGAUUUCAGUACCGAUUCCCGCUGUCACGAGAAGACCUGCUACUACAACAUGACCUACCUUGACCCCUGCACGCGUUAUCAGUUCCAGCUGAAUCCGUACUUUGUGAGUGGCAGAGGGCCUAACUACUUCGCUCAGGCUACCACCCUACCUUCAGGAGUCAGCCCGCCAGUCAACCCAACUACGAACUACACAACUCAGACAUCGAUGACCAUCUCUUGGGAGGCCACGAUGGACAAUGCUUGUCUACUGGGAUAUAAGAUCUGUUACCGUAGAUACGACAGUCUUCGUGAGCACUGCUCCAACCCCCCUCCAAUGCAACGCGUCCUCCUCCUGAAGCACUUGGAAGCCUGCACCAUGUACAUGAUCACCAUCAGGACCCUCACCAUCAACGGACUCGUCAGCGAGCCUCUGAAAUAUACCACGCUCACUGACGAAGCUGCUCCAGGUAGACCAGUCAACCUCCACUUGGUUAGUCAGUCGGGCCGCUUCUCCGAGAUCGCUUGGGACGACCCGCUCGAACACCCAUCUUGUGUAAACAAGUGGAUUGUCACCCACAAACCUCUCAACCUGUCAGCUGCUUGGAGGUCUCUGACCAAUUCAGCCGAGACCAACACCACCUACUUCACGUUCGACGACCUCCUCGGGUGUAAUCUCUACGAAUACACCGUUUCAGCCGUCUCCCCGUCAGAUCUCCCUGGAGGCUCGGCUAUGAUAUACGACGAGACUGAAGAAACCAGCCCAAGAGAAGUUCAGUCCCUAGACACGAAGGCCUUAAGUCCAACAAGCAUUGAUGCCAAUUGGUCCCCUGCUCUAGUCCCUAGCUUGCUUCCACCACUACGAAGUCUGCUUGAUCAACACACAUUCGGCACUACAAGUCCGCCGACAGGAUUAGGGGCUAAGAAGGUAGACCCCCAUUCGGCAGUCAUCAUAUACGGACCUCCUUUGGAAAAUCCUCAGUGUGUUCACGAGUACGACAUCAGGCACGUCAACCUUGAUGAAAUCUUCGUUGCUGGAGGGUAUUCCAUAUGUAAUUGUAAGGAAAAUCCUCCUGGGAUAUUUAUAAUAAUAUCAUCUUAUCCUUUAUUUACUCCUGCAGGCCCAAGAGAAGUUCAGUCCCUAGACACGAAGGCCUUAAGUCCAACAAGCAUUGAUGCCAAUUGGUCCCCUGCUCUAGUCCUAGCUUGCUUCCACCACUACGAAGUCUGCUUGAUCAACACACAUUCGGCAGCCAUAGAUUGCUUUGAUACGAUGGACACUCAAAGGACAUUCAAGGACCUCGAUCCUUGUGUCCGGUACCAGAUCUCUGUAACAGCAGCGUCACCAAGCGGUUUCCUGAGCGACAAGAAGGAUACUUUUGCUACCACGAAGGACGUGGCUACAAGUCCGCCGACAGGAUUAGGGGCUAAGAAGGUAGACCCCCAUUCGGCAGUCAUCAUAUACGGACCUCCUUUGGAAAAUCCUCAGUGUGUUCACGAGUACGACAUCAGGCACGUCAACCUUGAUGAAAUGUUCGUUGCUGGAGGGGCUACAUCCAAACAAGCAGCGCCGUCGGCCGGGAACGCCGAGGAAGUCAUCACUGGACUGGAUGCCUGCACAAACUACGGAGUCUACAUGUCCGUCGUGACGAUCUCUGGGUAUGUCAGCGGAGAAGUUGGCACCAACUUCACGACCUCCGUCGCCAUCCCGUCGGCCCCACAGGAACUCCAAGUCGAAGGGACGACGGAGAGGUCUAUAAGCUUGCUUUGGUUCGCUCCUCGGACCAACAAAGCUUGCACAACGUCCUACUACCUAACGUGGACCAGCGCUGACGAUGAAGGAGCACUAACCCUCGAUGAGCCUACGAAACCAUUUGAAAUUAAGAAAACAAUUGACGGUCUUCAGCCCUGCACUAAAUACUUCCUAACCCUCUCGGCCGUGACGACAUCUGGAGAACACAGCGAACCAGCCAGGCUAGACGCAUCUACUUCGUGCUAACAGACGAACUUCAUGCUUUUCUCAGCUUUUUAGCAUUUAAAAAAAAGAGAGUAAAUGGUAAUCUA
Molecule: messenger RNA, 5048 nt
Organism: Macrobrachium nipponense
Lineage: Eukaryota; Metazoa; Arthropoda; Malacostraca; Decapoda; Palaemonidae
Molecular function (GO): protein binding
Source: RefSeq, a predicted model, not a curated record